AUGUAUACAACAACUGCAACCGCCAUUAAACCGGAGCCGAUUUAUCCGAUUAAUUCAACAAGGACCCAAUCGCCUCCAAUUGUUAUACCUCACCCAAUUGCUCAUCAUCCAGGAAAUUAUCAAUACUCAAGACAACAACAAUAUUCUCUCCAACCAUUCUCACGUCCAAGUUCACUUCGCAUUCACACUUAUUCUCAUACUGGGGAGAAACCAUUUGUAUGUACUGAACCUGGAUGCGGACGUAAAUUCUCUGUACAAAGUAACAUGCGUCGUCAUCUACGCGUACAUCGACUGGGUCGACCUGUAAAGAAAGUUCGCUAUGAUGGUGAAGUUGAAGGAGUCAAGGUGAUGAAUCCGGGCUCACGGACGUGCUAA
Ambispora gerdemannii is the source of this 375-nucleotide messenger RNA. The record is from the annotation of a GenBank genome assembly. Lineage: Eukaryota; Fungi; Glomeromycota; Glomeromycetes; Archaeosporales; Ambisporaceae.